GUUCCCUCAUUUCUAGAGAAGCUUCUACUGAACUGGUGGAGAGAAACAAUCAUCGCAGCCGUUCCGAAUGUACUGGUGGUGUUCUAUCAUCAUAAUGAACCGGUUCGUCAAGAACCAAUGUUUUGCGUCUGUGACCCAAAGCAGAAUGGAAUGGACGGAAGUACCAGAUUUUGCUAUUGUGAUUUGUAUGCCUUGACCCACCAACCAAUGACCAUGUUUUGACAUUUUUAAUUUAUCACAUUUUUGUAUGUGUGCUGAUGUUUCAAUCGUUUCAUGUAAGCGAGAUAG
Geodia barretti is the source of this 288-nucleotide messenger RNA. Lineage: Eukaryota; Metazoa; Porifera; Demospongiae; Tetractinellida; Geodiidae. The record is from the annotation of a GenBank genome assembly.